AUGGGCAACCAUCCGUCGUCUGAGAAAUCCGGAAGGAUUCCUCAGAAGCUCCCCAAGUCCCAAGUUGCUGGGACGGACGCAAAACCAAAUGGCGCGAACCAUGCCUCCAACUCUUAUCUGGCCGACCCACCAAGAAAUCCGGAUCUGAGGUCAUCUAAACAGGCCAAGCCGAGACUCAAGGAUCAGCCAAAGCCCCAUGGCGGCCGAGAUGACGCGCCGGUGGACAAUGUCCGCAGACGAAGCGGCAUUGACCAACUCCCGGCGCUUCCUCAAGAUGGCGCUGUCAACCCGCAGAAGAUUGCUGGCUUGGGGAAUAACGACACGACAGAUGGGUCGAUGGCUAAUACCAGCAAUGUUCCCACAGUUAUUCGUGGGCAACAUCGGCCGCCGCGGGACCGAUCAGACCAAGCUUACGACCGGGACACUCUUGAAAAGUUGGCCGGAGGACACCAUAUACAGGGCACAUCGAGCACGCCAAUCAGUCGCACGCAAUCCGACGCUUCACUCUACAUCCCGAUCCGCCGGAGGUCCACCACCGAGACACCAGGUGUUGCAACCCGCCUAGAGUCUCCCGUCAAGGCUGCUCCGGCGAAAAAGAAGGACCCCCGAAGCAGCUUGCCUCCGGCCUUUUCUUCGUCUUUCAAUUUCGAAGAAUAUGCGAACCAGAUGAAGCGAAGACUGUCGACCCCAUCAUCGUUUACGGGACCGGAGAAUUCAGUUCUGGUAGAAACACCCUCUGAAAACGACUACAAGCAGCUUGGCGUAAUGAAGUUCGGAUCAUUAAGGAUCACAAAUGGCGGGCCAGCCUCGACUCCGGCCGGAGCCGUGAGCAAUUCAAGUACGUCAGAUGAUGAACAUGGCGAUUACUUUGAUCUACAGCACAGAGGACCUCGUGCGGGAGCUACGAACACAAAGACCGAAACACCAAAAGACGUCAGAAGAGAGGUGCCCGCGCAGCAUCAAGCAGCAACAACUGAAAGAGGGGGUUCUCAUAACGAUAAGAGUGCUUCCACCGGCCUUGACCCCCAGCGGGAUUCAAGUUCCUGGCCAAUGGUACCAGGAACAACUCAACCUGAUGGAAAAUCUGCGAGUUCCCCAAACAACUUAGGAUCACAUGCCAACAUGGCGACGAAAAGUGGCCAAACCACGACAGGGUCGACAAUGAACCGAUCGGACAGUGGUGUAUGCUUGAAACACUCACCUGUAAGACCCAAUGCACAACAUUCAGACAGCGGGUACAGCUCCAGCCUCUCCCUCCGAUCUAUUUUUGGUUCAAAGAAAAAGCGGGAGAUGGAGCAGAGAGCAGCCGAGAAGGAGAAGAUGGAGCAGAUACGUGCCCGGCGCGAAGAGCCAAAAUCCGCUCCUUUCAUGCAACAGGUUGCUCAUGGGGUGCGAUCGAACCAAACUCCUUCUGAGAAGCCAGCACAAGGGGUCGAACAGGCGCACCAUGAAAGUAUGAAAAGACACAAUUCCGAUUCCCAUCCACAAGGAACUGCUGCUGCAGCCGUCCUUUCUUCGAAAUUCUCAGCCUCACGAUCACGUUCAAGUUCUACCCGUUCCAGGGAGGCACACACACGAACAAGCAUCGAAGAGCCGCUUGCCAGGCGUUCUCAAGAGCUCUCGCGUUCGACUUCAAGAGGGAGGCUUAGGGCUGACUCUGGAAAUGCUAUCUCACAAGGACAUGGGAAGAGCCAGAGAGUGACACAGUCAAACCAGGCCCAUCCUAUUCCCACGACCUCACCCGAAAAGUCUCCAGCAAGGACCCGGUCUAAUUCUUCGCGCUCUGGAGAAAACGGAACUUCUAGAAAGAUGGAUGAAGGACCCGGGCUUUCAAAGCCAACCAAACUUGAGCGACUUUUCGGUAGCAGGCGGCGAAGCUUGCCUGAUGUGCACUCUACACAACUUCUGAAGAGCCCUCCUCCUCCCAUGCCCACCGAUGCGCAGGAGAAGCUUCGAGAGCAUGCAUCAAAUGUCUCAAGAAAGAGUCUUGAUCAAAAGCGCACCGCAGAGCCCGGGCAGAAGCAGUCGGGAGCGUCAAAACCCUCACAUCUUUCUCGCGCAGCUUCAAUGCUUGUUUCCAAAUCGAAGUCUAAAUCACCUGAAAAACACCGACUCUCGAAACACUUCGAAGAAGACGAGGGCAUAGAUUCUGAAUCCCUCAUUGGGUUUGAGGCCCAGGUUGCAAGUCUUGCUAGUAUUCGUAAGAGUGCUGGGAACAGCGCGUUUGACCAAGCUUUUGUUUCCAUGUCUAUCGAGUACGAAGGCUACGCCAGACUUGAGAGGAUCGGACCCUCUAAUAAUGCACCAGUUCCGAAACAUCCAAAGCAGCAGCCACGCCUCAGGACUAGAAGGUCUGCCCCCGAAUUCCUCGAAACCGUCAGGGAGUCUGGAAACUUCAAUGAUCUGGACAGUUCCCUGGAAAAUCUUCAAAGGGCGCCACCACCAGUUAGCCUUAAUACCAGAGGCAGCAAGAAAAAGAGGCGAUCAAAACACCAUUCCAGCGGUCGUUCCCAGAAUCUCGCGGGAGAAUCUGAGCAAGUGCCACCACUGCCCCCGGCUCCGUCGAAGCGCCAAGCGGGCGAUAAGUUUGACCCCCAUCGCCAAUAUCUAAGCCACUCCCUACGUACUAUCCCUAUUGCAUCUGCGGAGCACCACAGACGUGAAGAGAGUCCCAAAGAUCCCCGAGAAAGAUCUGCAUCAAGGCACAAGUCGAUGCCGCCUCACGGCUUCAGCCGUUCUGGUCGAUCGCGACCCUACUUCCCCAAGCCUGGCGUUGAUGGGCCGUCUCAUGUUUCUGGCCAGUGCGCAUCUGAGUCGAGCUUGAGCGAGAUUUCUCCGGGUCAACCGGGGGACAGCAGGCCAGAUGCACCUCCUUACCGAGUUUUGCAUAGCUAUAACUCACCAUCUUAUCGAGGCGUUCCAAUCUGGAGUUCUUAG
Molecule: messenger RNA, 2937 nt
Organism: Clonostachys byssicola
Lineage: Eukaryota; Fungi; Ascomycota; Sordariomycetes; Hypocreales; Bionectriaceae
Source: the annotation of a GenBank genome assembly